This is a messenger RNA of Talaromyces amestolkiae, 1137 nucleotides long. RefSeq lists its product as uncharacterized. NCBI's taxonomy places the organism in Eukaryota, Fungi, Ascomycota, Eurotiomycetes, Eurotiales, Trichocomaceae. The record is from RefSeq and is a predicted model, not a curated record. The transcript has a single exon. Bases 1 to 1137 code for a protein of 378 amino acids.
AUGAAGACCACAGACCUCAAUAUAGCCUCGACCAAGAGGACCUUUUUCGCCAUUAGUGCGUUUGGGUUUUGCAUCCUGCUAGGAGUCUUGACCAUCAAUGGUGCCAUGUAUCAGCUUUUCCGCACAAUGUGGAAUCAAAGAUUUAGUGACGGCAGUCUAAGACACAAUGUGUACACCGGUUUCGCAGCGGUCGACUAUCUCAUCGCGAUGCCGGUCGGUUUCUGGACUCCAGCCAUUACCCAGUAUCCAGCUUUAAAGCUGCAAUCGGUGGUUCUUUAUCCAGCGUUGCAAUCUCUAGCGGCAUGGGCUAGUGUUGAGGGCUUUCGGAGGAGUGGAAAUAAGCCUCUAAUGCUGCGUCUCGCUCCUCUGUCUGUAUUUGUGUGGAUGUGGCUUGGAACUGGUGUUUUUAUGGGCCUGUUCUGCUAUUACGAUUUAUUCUUUCACUUUUAUUCCACUCGUACAAGUGACAACUUACCUAGUGUCCCUUACCACUACGCCGUGUCACUCCCAUUCGCCUCGGCUCUGGCCUACAUUUGGCCAUACAUUCUUAUUCACUUCCCACCUGCUGGAAUGACAAGUGCGCAGCACCAACAAGUAAUCGCAAUCAACCAAUUCGGAAGCAUCUUUUGCUAUCUACUCGUCGCUGGUGGUGCGAGCUUUGUGUCGUCUAAUCACACCGAUCGGACGCCUCGAUCUCGAAAUGCUGACAUCUCCUGGAUUCAAGGGACUUAUGCCCUUUUCGGGUUGUUUUCAGCACUUGUCCAUUUGGCGUCCAUUGGCACCAUUCUGCGAUCCGAUAAUCCAGGGGUCUCGCUUUCAAAAGUCUUCAUUCCAAGCUUUGGUGAUAUGCUCGGCACCGACCAUUCGAAGUCAGUCAUGAUGGCUCCAGAAGUCCAUUUUUUUCUGCAGUGGGAUUUCACCCUUUUUGUCCUAAUUACUGCAAUCUGGAGCACUCGCGUUAUCGAAAUCAUGUAUCCUCACAUCGGAAGUAAUAAUUCUGCCCGCAGUAGCGCUCUGAUUUUUUUCUUCAGUGUUGCGGGCUACCUGAUUAACCCUGGAGCUAUUCUCUCGGUGAUCUUAUACAUCAGGGAAGGAUUUUUGAGAAAUGAGGACAGCAAUAAAGACAAAUCCAAUUAG